CCGUUAUGAAUGAGUUACGUGCACUUGGCAUGGCAGGAUAGCGAAGGAUGCGGUGCAGGAAGGGAGGUUUGCUUGUGUGUUUACAGCUCAGUGUCCUCUUCCUCCCCUCCAUCUGCUUCCUCGUCCUCCCUUGCACCAUGCAAGAUUCGUCCUGCUCCCCAAAACCAAGAGCGGAGGCGACGAGGGACAACGACUUUGCCAAGAUCAUCCGGGGCGAGCUCAGAGCGUCGGUGGUGUUUGACAGCGAAAGCUUUAUCGUGAUCAAGGAUCGGUCUCCGGCCUCGAAACUUCACCUCCAAGUCAUACCAAAGAUACCGCCAGUCCCCAGGGACGUGACCUCGCUUACGAAGGAGCACUCUUUCAUGGUUGAGAGCAUGCACAACGUUGCCGUGAAGCAGCUGAAAGAUCACGGGUAUGACAUCGGUGAAUCAAUUAUUGGUUUUCACAUCCCUCCAUUCAUCUCGGUCCCUCAUCUCCACAUGCAUGUGAUCGCUCCGAGCUCCUCCAUUGUAUUCUGGAAGCGCUUGAAGUACCUCCAGGGAACUUGCUGGUUCGUCGACUCCAAGAAGCUUGUCGAAAGUCUCAGGAGGGGCAAGUCAAUUGGCUGCGUAUGAAACAAAGGAGCAGGCUUCCUGCUUCUGGCGAAAAGCUAUCAUGCUGGUGUUCGUGUGAGGAUACAUCAGAGCUCUUCGAGCUUUCAGCAUCCUAGCAA
This is a messenger RNA of Guillardia theta CCMP2712, 712 nucleotides long. RefSeq lists its product as hypothetical. Lineage: Eukaryota; Cryptophyceae; Pyrenomonadales; Geminigeraceae. The transcript is spliced from 7 exons. The record is from RefSeq and is a predicted model, not a curated record. Gene Ontology annotation, molecular function: catalytic activity. Bases 48 to 614 code for a protein of 188 amino acids.